Molecule: messenger RNA, 1374 nt
Organism: Knipowitschia caucasica
Lineage: Eukaryota; Metazoa; Chordata; Actinopteri; Gobiiformes; Gobiidae
Source: the annotation of a GenBank genome assembly
AUGUGCACGCCGUGUUGUUUCUCGCAGCUGGCCUGCUGCUGUGGCUCCGCAGCCUGCUCCUGCUGCUGUAAAUGUUGCCCCAACAUCAAACAGUCGACUGGAACACGCUUCAUGUACGCGCUCUUCUUCCUGUUGGUCACCGUCACCUGUGUGGUCAUGAUGUCACCCACCGUGGAGGAAGCCCUGAAAGACAUUCCCUUUUACAGUGAACUCUGUGAAAAGCUGAACGCGGGUAAGAACUGCCAGACCCUAGUUGGUUAUUCUGCGGUUUACAAGAUGUGCUUUGGGAUGGCCUGCUUCUUCCUAUUUUUCACCUUUUUCACCCUACGUGUAAACGACAGCACUGGCUGCAGGGCAGCUAUACAUAAUGGGUUUUGGCUGAUAAAGUUCAUUGUGCUGGUGCUGUGUUGUGCUGGAGCCUUCUUCAUUCCUGAACAGGAAAAGUUUCUUGAAGUGUGGCGUUAUGUGGGAGCUAGUGGAGGUUUUUUAUUCCUCCUGAUUCAGCUCAUGCUGUUGGUUGAGUUUGCACACAGGUGGAACACAAACUGGAGUUCAGGGGUGAAGUACAAUCGCCUGUGGUAUGCCGCCUUGGCCUUUGUGACGCUGAUGCUGUUCACUGCUGCUGUUGGAGCUGUGGUCUUCCUGUGGCUCUUCUACACUCAUCCUGAGGCCUGUUUCCUCAACAAAAUCUUUCUAGGCAUAAAUGGAAGUCUUUGCCUCAUUAUCUCCUUGGUGGCCAUCUCCCCUUGCAUACAGAAAUUGCAACCCACAUCCGGCCUGCUGCAGCCUGGAGUCAUCAGUGUCUAUGUGAUGUACCUCACUUUUUCAGCCUUCUCCAGUAAACCAAAAGACAUCCUGGAGAUUGAUGGGAAAAACCAAACCGUUUGUGUAUUUGGAUUCUCUAGCUCCGAGGGUGACAGGAAGAUCGUCACUGGAAUUGGAACCGUUAUUCUGUUUGCCUGUGUCCUCUACUCUUGUUUAACUUCCACCACAAAGAGAACCUCUGCUGCGCUGAGAGUUUACAGGAACAGUGAACCAGAGAAUGAGAGAGCUCGUUGCUGCUUCUGUCUGGGAGAUGACUCUGAUGAGUUUGAUGAGGAGAAAAACGGCACAGGCCAGAACGUGAUGUAUGACGAGCGUGAGGGCACCAUCUACAGCUACUCCUACUUCCACUUUGUCUUCUUCCUCGGCUCUCUGUACGUUAUGAUGACAGCCACCAACUGGUUUCACUUCGAUGGCCACAAUGUGGAGAAGCUGCUGGACGGCAGCGUGUCUGUGUUCUGGAUAAAGAUGGCCUCCAGCUGGGUCUGCCUGCUCCUUUACAUGGGGACCCUCAUUGCCCCCAUGAUCUGCCCAAAACGCUUCGAAGCCUAG